This is a messenger RNA of Cicer arietinum (chickpea), 897 nucleotides long. RefSeq lists its product as uncharacterized. NCBI's taxonomy places the organism in Eukaryota, Viridiplantae, Streptophyta, Magnoliopsida, Fabales, Fabaceae. The record is from RefSeq and is a predicted model, not a curated record.
UAUAUAUUCUUAGUAAGUAUUGUGUAUAUAUAGACAACAAUAAUCCAUCCUAUCUUUGUUGUGACACCGGAUAAAUUACUAACCAAACAUUUUCCAUGGUAGGGCAAAAAAAGCAUCAAUUUCAUUUUAGAAUCCCAUGGAUAUCAGGUUUUUCUUCCACUGGAUCACAGUCUCAUCCAAAAUCAAAAUCUCCUUCACCAAAGGCUCCUCCUACCCGAAUUUCUGAACCUCAAACAAGUCUAGAGAGCAAAAUGAUGUUUGCCACUUCCACAUCCAACCCUAGUGAAAAUAAUACUAUGAAGGAUGAUGAAACAAAUUUUGUUAAUAAAGUGGCCACUGUGAACCCAACAACACAGGUUCCGAUGGAUGAUAAAAAAGUUAGCGUGGUAACUCUGGCGGGUGAAAACAGAGGAGCAACAAUGCACGUGGCAGAUUCUCAGUCACAGUCAACAAAGAAAAAAGGGUCAAUCCACAAGAUACAUAGAACGAAUGAAAAAGAAGAGAAAGAGGAAGGUGGGAAAGCAUAUGUGAAUAGUAACAUACAGAGUAUGAAUAAUUCAUUCAUGUUGCAAGGGUCAUUAACGGGAAGAGACCCUGGCGUUCGUGUCAUUCUUCCCCAAAAGCAUGAGCCUGAGGUUAAACGAGGUUUAGAAAACCGUGGGAAUGAAGGAAGCAAUGUUAGCAGGGUAGAGAAGUUACCUUAUCGACCAACGGUUCGAAGACGGUGUUUGAGAGGACUUAUGGUAGAACCAAGUGAUUCUGAUCCUGAUAAACCUCGUCGUCAUGGCUGCAAAUUCAGUUGCGGAGAUGUUAAAAAGGAUAACGGGAUUCUGUAACUAAAUAAUAAACACAAUACUGUCUAUUCAGGAUUUUGAUUUUUCAUGUUGACCGCAUCCA